UGUAUUUAAUGGGUGGUUACGUAUUUUAAAGAAGACGAAUGCUAAAUAUAGCUAGCUAGUAAUUGUUUAAUAAAGCAUGAAAUCUCGAAUGUUCGUGGAGAAUGAGAUAAUGCCACAAAUUAAAUAAAAUAGCAUGCGCCGUUAACUUGUUUGGGCAUAUCUGGUUUGUAUCGCGAGGACUGUAGCUACACUUCUAACGCUGUCACUUAUGAUUAGCAAAACAUUUGAAAGUGUAUAGAACACAGAAUAUUCCCACAGGGUGGUAUGUGAAGCUCAUGAGUCAAGGCUCAAGUUACACUUCACGCUGAUUAGUGCAGCGACCCGCAGGGUUUAACUUGAAAGCGAAAAGGAUUACUUAAUUAGUUUUGCUCCAGCUUGGUCUGAGUUCGAUGAUGAAGGAAACGUUGUCUGCAGUGCUUUUCAUAUUAGCAGUUUCCCAGACGUCUUCACAAAGAGUUACUUGUUCACCUGGAUGGGCCCUCAAUGGAACUUCAUGUUAUUAUGUGUAUACCGAUCGCGCCCAGAAACUUAACUUUUGGAAGGCAAACAGAUGGUGCAAGCAACGGAAUAGCUUCCUAACAAGUGUGCUGAGCCGAAGAGAAAAUAAUUUUCUGGAUCGACUUAUCAACAGAACAAAUCUUCGACCAAACGAAACGUUUUACGUAGGGCUGAGAACGAAUGUUCGCAAGUUAUCAUGGGUAGAUGGAGAGCCUUACAACUAUACGAACUGGUACAACAACAGUAACGAUCAGGAACUAUUGAAGGAUAACAAACAAAGAUGUGCUUACUACAAUUAUCUACAUCAGUGGCAACUAAAUGAUAAGUGUGGAACAAACCGACUCUUUAUCUGCAAACAAGCAAAAUCCUCAGGAGCUGCUUGUUCACCUGGGUGGGUCGUCUAUGGAACUUCAUGUUAUUACGCGUAUACAAAUCAUACCCAGAAACUUAACUUUUGGAAAGCAAAGGGAUGGUGCAAGAAACGAAAUGGUUCUCUGACAAGUGUGCUGAGCCAAAGAGAAAAUGAUUUCCUGGAUCAACUUAUUAACAGAACAAAUCUUCGACCGAACGAAACCUUUUAUAUAGGGCUCAGAACAAUAAAUAAUGCUCGUAAAUUAUAUUGGGUCGAUGGAGAGCCUUAUAAUUACACAAACUGGUACAACAACAGCGACGAACAGGAACUAGUGAAAGGAAAUCAACAAAACUGUGCUUUCUACAAUCAUCUACAUCAGUGGCACCUGGAUGAUAAAUGUGGAACAAAGAGACUCUUUAUCUGCAAACAGCUGCAAUCAACCACUACAACAACAACAACAACAACAAAUGCAGCAUCAAAGACAACAACAACAACAACUCUAUCUGGUUCCUCGCCGAGCAGUAGUCCAUUAACAGAGAAAGGAAAACUGAGUUUUCCAGUCACGCAAGGAAAACCGGGCGAGACCUUAAAGAAGUUAAGCAAAGUACUGGACUCAUUGGAAGGCGCCUCUUUGAAUAAAUCAUCUGCCAAGAAAAAUAUGGAGGAAUUAGGAACAGUUUUGGACAGUGUGGUGGAUUCUGCUCCACAGCCGGUGGCUCAGCUUUCGCAAGUGAUUGAAAUGGGUGAGAGGAUUGGAGAGCUGAUUGUGAAAGGAUUAAGGAGAGGAGGGAAUAUUACUGAACUAACAAGCGUCCAAAUACAGACUGGCUCCAUAGUCCUUGGAGUUUCCAUGUUACCUCCAGUUCAGUCAAUAGAAAGCGCAGAAUCAGUGUCUUUUCCAGAAGAAGACAGACAGAAAGGCAGCAUCAAUCUACCAGCUUCACUAAUGUGGAGGGCACAGCUUGAAGAUGGUGUCUCUGUUUCCAGUCUUCUGCUUUCUAAUGUCAGUGUGACAGCUGAUCCUCAAAGCAGCAAAAUAUUGAACUCAGAAAUCAUUUCAAGCACUAUUCUUUUUAACAAUGGAAGCAAAUUUCAGAAUUUGAGUGAGCCUGUUGUAAUAAAUCUCUCAUCAGUCACGGAGGUAUGA
This is a messenger RNA of Orbicella faveolata, 1997 nucleotides long. RefSeq lists its product as uncharacterized. The record is from RefSeq and is a predicted model, not a curated record. Gene Ontology annotation, biological process: G protein-coupled receptor signaling pathway; cell surface receptor signaling pathway. Gene Ontology annotation, molecular function: G protein-coupled receptor activity. Lineage: Eukaryota; Metazoa; Cnidaria; Anthozoa; Scleractinia; Merulinidae. Gene Ontology annotation, cellular component: plasma membrane.